Messenger RNA from Cladocopium goreaui, 4158 nucleotides. The record is from the annotation of a GenBank genome assembly. NCBI's taxonomy places the organism in Eukaryota, Dinophyceae, Suessiales, Symbiodiniaceae.
AUGGACUCCUUCAUCUUAGAUGUUCUGAGAGGUUGGCGUUUGCUUGUUGCUGCAUCCCUAUCACCGGAAGAGUGGCGUGACGUUUUGGCCACCACAGGGAAUAAGCUGGAUUACCUUAGUGUUUCAUCGGCUUUACAAACCUUGUGGGACGAACAAUUGGGUGGCAAUGGCAAGUGGCAUUCAAAUGUGAGUUCAGCAUCCCUAUCCUCUUUUUGGCAUGAGGGUUCCUGGCCUUACGAUGCAUGGAGUGACAAUCAAGCAAUGUGGCAUGAUUGGAAUGAAUCAGAGGAUUGGCCUUCCGAAGCUUGGGAGGCUGCUGCAGCAACUGGAGAGCAACCUGGUCCCUCUGACGAGAGGGUGGAUGAUGUGACCGAUCCUACACUGAUUGAGGCCUUGGAGGCCGAGAAACAGGCUGAGUCAUUGGCCCUUGAAGCACGUCGCACUUGGUCGCAGGCCCAACAGGCCACACAGCAGUUGCGACGUGACCGCGGCUUUGGAAAAUCUGGUAGUGGUUCAUCAUCCUCAAAUCCAAUUCGUUGUUAUCUUUGCGGUGGUCCCCAUCUUCAAAAAGAUUGUCCUGACAAACAUCACCCAUCUUUUCGUAAGGGCUAUGGUAAGAGUUUGUCUCAAGCUGAACUCGAUGCAUACUUAGCUGGAAAAUCCAAAGGAAAGGGUUUCAAGGGCAAGUUCAAAGAUGGCAUGUUUGCAUGGCAUGAUGAUGGUUCAUGGUAUUCUGACUCAUUCAUGAUCAACAAGGGCAAGGGAAAGAACCCCAAAGGCAAAUACUUCAAACCAUCAGCGAAUGUUUAUGGCAUGGAUUUCUACGCCUUGGAGAUGAUGGAUGUUGAAGAUUCACCACAAACCUUUCAUGUUUUUCCCCUGGAACUGUUUUCAACUGAUGAGUCCAACAACAAGAGAUCAACACCACCGGGGUAUGGCAUGUUGGAUUGUGGGGCGACAGCAUCUGCGGGUCCGGAAGCAUCAGCAAAACGUUUGAUUUCCAAACUUCGACUAUUUGAUCCCGAUUUGAAAGUUUGCUUCAACUACAACAAACGUCCUUAUUUCAGGUAUGGUUCUGGGAAAUGGGGUCAAGCGCUUUACCAUGCAGUUAUUCAUUCCAGUUGGGAUUCAUCACGAUGUUUUGAGCUCUAUGUUUUGGAGAACCCCAUGGAGUACAACAGCGAAUGGUUUUCUGAUGACAUGUUGGUACCUAUUUUGGUUGGCAUGGAUCACCUCAAGAAGACUGGUUUGAUUCUGGAUUUUUCCGAUGGUCAUGCAGUCAACGGCAAUGAUAACCCAGCGGUCCCCUAUGUCAUGGAAAGAAACCUCAAGGGCCACUAUAUGGUGAACAUUGCCUACUACCUCUUCGGCUCUCUCUCUGACUCCGAGGUUGGUGGCAACGAACCCUUUGCAGCUCAACUUCUGGAGCAGGACUGCCACUUAGUGAUGUUGAAGGUGAUUUACAUGUCAGUGAAAUUCCAUCAGCUAGUCGUCAAGCUCUCUUCGAUUCUUUUGUGCAACGACGCUGUCAAUCGAACAAGAAUCCCAAACAUGCAGCCGGUGAUUUUCAAGUUUCCAAAGUAUCUCCUGGUGACGCGGCUUCACAUGUCACGCAAGCCUCCAGCACCUUUGGACCACUCCCGCGAGAUUGUCGUGGACCCGAGGGACAUCAGGUCUCAGACCACGUCAUGGCCUUGUUUCGGCAAGCACGUGUCCUCCAAUCCAAAAUCCAACGGCUAUGGCCAGUGGCGAACGUGCGAGAUUUGUGGUGUCCGUCUGAGCUACGUGCCACGGGAGGGAUACCAGGGCAAGUCAGCAGCUCAAGCUUGCCACAAGACGGUGGAGCUGGCGAUGAAGCAGCUUCGCCAGGACUUGGAGCCAUGUGGAAGGUUUCCCACCAUGGACUUGGUCGAGACGAUGAUCCAGAUCAUCACCGACGAGAGCAAGAUCGUGGCCACGGAGUCAACGCUCAAGCGUCUGAAGAGCCACGUGGACACCUUGAAGCAAACCUAUGCAGAUCAGAUGAAGUCGGACACUCAAGCGCCAAAGGGAUCCUCAACGAGCCCAACAGAUGUCUGGCGUUUUCUGAGCGAGCAGGAGAAGUCCAAGCUGAUGGAGAUUGCGAUGGAGCGCCACAAGGAGGAGGAGCUGAUGAAAUCAGACCCCGAACUGGAGUUGGUUCCAGCAUCGGCGGGGAACAAGACGGCCACUUUGGCUUUUCUCGGCAUGAUGACUUUGGCGGCUCGGACUGGUCUUCGAGACUUUCUUCAAGGUGGCUUCAUGCAAAAAGCCUGGUCCAUUGGCACAACAUCAUCUCACUUCUACCACCUCUACAGGUCAAAGACAUGCCCUGGCUGUCAUGAACACGAUCGCAUUCAGGGCUUGGAGACGCAGAAGAGCGCCUACUACCCCUGGAAACUUUGCAAGUCAAUUGCUCAGACUUGGCGUCAAGAGCUCUACCCUGACAAAUGGCUCACCUACUUGCAAGCUCCACUCCCCUCUUUUGUUGAACCUGAAGAGCAAUUGCAAGCACUUGGACUGAUGGAUGGGGCCCUGGAUUUUUGCCCGGCAAUGGACUUAUGCCCAGGGUUGGACUUUUACCCUGCAGAAUCAUCCUCGUCCAGUGAGCCAUCAGGAAAAGAACUGAGCCUUUGGCGUGUCCACCUCAUGAAGUACCAUCGAGCUGCUGGUCAUCCCAGCAACUACAACUUGUCUCGUAUUCUUCGAGAUGCUGGCCGAGCACCUUGGCAAGUUCGUGCUGCGAUGGAUCUACAAUGUGAUGAAUGUGCAGCUCUGAAGUUGGGAGGGUCAUCCAGUGGCAAGGUGCCACCUGCUUCCAUGAGACCAAUGCCAAGAGCCUGGGAAUGCGUGGGGAUGGACUGCACCGAAUGGACUCCUUUGCAAUCUCAGGUGAAGUACUACGUUUUGGUCAUCAUGGACCUUGCCACCAAGUUCAAGGUCACUCGCAUUCUCAUGCAAUGUGGCCUCAAUGAACAAAAGACUGAAACCACUGACCAGAUCUUGGAUGCCUUCUCACAACUUUGGCUUCAGGACAAACCCAAGCCGAUGUUUUUGAUUCCUGACAAUGCCAUGUCUAUGACUUCACGAAAGAUGCGAGAGGCCUUGUCAGAUUUCAACAUCACUUUGGAUCCACCAGCACCAAAAGAAUCUUGGGCACAUGGACUUUUAGAACGUGCCAACCAAGAGAUCAAGGAGGUAGCCUCUAAGGUCAAGCUCAACAACCCAGAUCUUCAACCUUCGACUUGCCUUGCCUUAGCAACUCAUGCUUUGAACUCCACGGCGUAUGUCCAGGGCUAUACACCUUUCCAGUGGGUCUAUGGUUCUCAGCCAACUUUGACUGAUGAGGACAUCGUCAGCCUGAGCUAUGCUCCAAGCGAUCCACCUGGUUUGGACUAUGCCGCGCUUCUCAAGAAGCGCAGAGAAGCUGAAGAAGUGGCCAGAAAGGAGCGUUUGGACUUUGAGCUCCACUCAGGUGAAAACCCAGCGGCAUGGAAGAGCCUGGCAAGUUUUAUACCACAAAGAUCUUUUGUCGAUGUUGUUCCUGAAGAACCCCAAGAAGAAGAUGAAGAUCUUCCUCAACUUCCUGAUGAGCCCAAUCAAUUGCCAAGACUCUCCAAGCCUGCCUAUCGACACACCUUCAAGCAUGCGCCCAAGAAGGUGACCUUUGCUGAGCCUUCACAACCUCCUGAACCUGUGAAUGCAUAUGAUCCUUCUUUUGCUGCGAACCCUGAUGAGGACGAUGAAGCCAUCGGCAAUGCUGGCAUUGGCAGUGGUAUCCCAACCUUGGAAGCAAGAUCUGGUUCAUCCAAGGCCAAACUUUUGGACUCCACUGAUGGCCAAAUCUCUGAACCUGAGACAAAGCGUCCACGUACGGAUGAUGACGAUGCUCUACUUCUCUCCUAUCUGGAGCAGGUUGACGAGCUCUACGUCCUUGAAUUUGACAUGGUCUUAGAGAAUGACCGCCAGAAGCGCAAGUUGGUGUACAACCCAAGUUUGUUUUUGGCUCAGAAGAUGCGAGAUUGCGAAGUGCGACUGGAGAAGCUUUCACCAGCCCACAGGGAACUCUUUCGCAGAGCCAAACUGAAAGAGGUACAGUUGUUGAGUUUUCUCAUGUUGCUGCUUGGCCCAAUCUCAUAG